This is a messenger RNA of Durio zibethinus, 1920 nucleotides long. The record is from RefSeq and is a predicted model, not a curated record. Lineage: Eukaryota; Viridiplantae; Streptophyta; Magnoliopsida; Malvales; Malvaceae.
ACCGUAUCUCGUAUCUCAGGUGCCGAUAAAUAAGUUGGGCUCAGGAGCCUUGCCCAUGUACCACUCGUCACCAGGGUGCCUUAUCUUCCUCUCUUACUCUUUCCUCACCAUUGACGUGUGCAUCUACUAUAUCCAUGGCGUUGAAGGAGGGCAAAGAGGAAAUCCAUGUACUCAUGGUGACAUUACCAGCCCAGGGUCACAUCAACCCCAUGCUUAGACUGGGCAAGCGCCUGGUUGAUAAAGGCCUUGACGUCACGCUUGCCACCACCCAAUUUGGUGGCCACCGUAUGCUCAAAGCCUCCACUAUCAGCACCAUCACCGACACCUUCAUCUCUGGGAUUCGACUUCUCUUUUUCCCUGACGGAUUUAGCCUAGACUAUGACCGCCACACCAAUUUAGACCACUACAUGGAAUCCCUAGCCAAAACUGGACCAGCUAACGUCUCAAAUCUUAUUCAAGAAUACUAUCACGACACUCGCAAGAAACUCUCUUGCAUCAUUAGCAAUCCGUUCGUUUCAUGGGUAGUCGAUGCAGCCUUGGAGAAUAAAAUCCCUUGCGCCAUGCUUUGGAUCCAACCCUGUUCACUCUACGCUAUUUACUACCGUUUUUACAACAAGUUAAAUCCAUUUCCUACCUUAACAAACCCUGACAUGCGUAUUGAGUUGCCAGGCUUGCCUUUGUUGCACACCGAAGACUUGCCUUCGUUUGUUCUUCCAUCAAACCCCUUCGGAAGUUUCCCUAGGUUAUUAUCCGAUAUGUUUCAAAACAUGAAGAGAUAUAAAUGGGUAUUGGCCAAUUCAUUCUUUGAGCUGGAGAAAGAAGCCAUUGACUCCAUGGCUGAGCUCUGUCCAAUACGACCAAUUGGUCCACUGGUGCCUCCAUCACUACUUGGUGAAGACCAAAGUCUUUAUGCUGGUAUCGAGUUGUGGAAACCAGACGAAACUUCCUUAGAGUGGCUAAAAAACCAACCAACUGCUUCAGUUAUAUACGUAUCCUUUGGUAGCUUAGCAGUCUUGUCAGCCAAACUAAUGGAGGCUAUAGCAACUGCUCUCAAGAACGCCAACCACCCUUUUUUAUGGGUGGUGAAACCACCUGAACUUCCAUCAGCUGAUGGUGCAGGCGAGUUGCCCCUUGGGUUCGAAGAAGAAACCAAAAACCAAGGGCUUAUCGUCCCAUGGAGUCCACAAACAAAAGUUUUAACCCACCCAUCAAUCGCAUGUUUUAUAACGCACUGUGGAUGGAAUUCCUUGUUAGAAACAUUCGUAGCAGGCGUGCCAGUGAUUGCGUAUCCACAAUGGUCCGACCAGCCAACAAAUGCCAAACUUAUUGUCGACGUCCUCAAGGUUGGUCUAAGACUCAAGCCUGGCCCUGAGGGAGUAAUUAGCAAUGAAGAAUUAGAGAAAUGUAUAAAACAAAUUCUUAGCUGGCCGGAAUCGGAAGAGUUCAAGAAAAAUGCUGCAAAAUGGAAGCAGGCAGCCCGUGAGGCAGUGGCCUGCGGGGGCUCCUCAGAUCGGAAUAUUCAGCUGUUUGUGGAUGAAAUUGUUGGGAGUUCUUGAAGUGGUCCCUCGAAGAUAAUUAUGAUGUUUUCAUGAAGAAGCGAUAUAUGCACGACCUUCUGCCUUGUAAUUUGAUUGUUCUGCUUCGAAUGUAAUGUUUCAAUUAAUUAUUAAAAGAUGCAAGACAGUGAUAUUGUGUCAAUUUUAUAUAUCAAUUAAGAGUAUGUUGCCAUUUUUUUUUUGUUGGUGAAAUUAUGUCUAAAAAUUGUUACAAACAUUGCAUGACAAGUCGAUGGUAGGCAAGCUCGUGUCUCUUUAUGGUUCAACGAAUAAAACUCAUCCAAUACGAAGUUUUGUAAAGUAUGUAUGACUUUCCAAUCAAAGUAUCGAUGCAAUUUUAGUGUCACUUUAUUGAUGUCAUUUA